Cherax quadricarinatus is the source of this 3319-nucleotide messenger RNA. Lineage: Eukaryota; Metazoa; Arthropoda; Malacostraca; Decapoda; Parastacidae. The record is from RefSeq and is a predicted model, not a curated record.
AUUAUGAAUAUUGUUAAGAAAUGCAUGUCAUCGGCAUCGAGGAGGAGGUUGGACAGUGGCUGGAUCACUUCGCUCUUAUUUUACUAAAUAAACCACCAAAAUGGCGAGUGUUUCCUACCACAUCGCCAAUCUUCUGGAGAAGAUGACAAGUACGGACAAAGAUUACCGCUUUAUGGCCACAAAUGAUUUGAUGACAGAACUGCAGAAAGACUCAAUCAAGCUGGAUGACGAGUCGGAGCGCAAAGUUGUAAGAAUGCUUCUUCGACUACUGGAGGAUAAGAAUGGAGAAGUACAGAACCUCGCUGUCAAGUGUCUGGGUCCUUUGGUCAACAAAGUGAAAGAAUUCCACGUGUACUCAAUCGUGGAGUCACUGUGCGACCACAUGGUGAGCGACCGGGAACAGCUGAGAGACAUGUCCUCCCUUGCUUUGAAGACAGUCAUCAAUGAACUACCAGCAUCAUCGACGGCACUGGUGGCCAACAUCUGCAAGAGAGUCACUGAUAGACUGUCAGAAGCUAUUGUUAGGCAAGAAGAUGUUAGUGUGCAGCUGGAGGCCCUGGACAUCCUGGGUGAUUUAUUAGCUCGAUUUGGAUCUCUCCUCAUUUCCUUCCAUCCCAAUAUAUUAGAUGCGCUGUUGCCCCAGUUGGCAUCUCCACGGCUCGCCGUCAGAAAGCGUACAAUAGUAGCUCUCAGUCAUUUAGUGGUGUCGUGCUCACCACAGAUAUAUGCAAGACUCAUGGACUUUUUGAUUGAUGAACUAGCUAAGAACACAUCUAUGUCUACCACAAGAACGUAUAUCCAGUGUAUUGCAGCUAUUAGUCGUCAGGCGGGUCACCGGUUUGGGGAAUACUUAGAGCGGGUAAUGCCACUCAUUACUCAAUACGUGGCAGUGGAUGACGACGAGUUACGAGAGUACUGCAUCUCUGCCUGCGAAGCCUUUACACUUCGCUGCCCAAAAGAGAUCACCCACCAUUUACCCACGAUUGUAGCGCUUUGUCUAAAGUACAUAACACACGACCCCAAUUAUAAUUAUGACGAUUAUGAAGAUGAUGAGGGCCAGAUGGACAUGGAUGAAGAUGAUGAUGGUGAAGAGGAUGAUGAAUAUUCAGAUGAUGAUGACAUGUCUUGGAAGGUACGUCGAUCAUCAGCAAAAUGCCUGGAAGCUGUAAUCUCAACCAGACAUGAAAUGCUUGUGGAUUUUUACAAGACAGUAUCUCCACAGCUCAUUACCAGAUUUAAAGAGCGGGAAGAAAAUGUCAAAGUUGACAUCUUCCAUGCAUAUAUGGCUCUCCUGCGACAGACUCGGCCUUCUCUGAAUUUGAGCAUUGAUCCAGACGCCAUGGAGCAGGAGGAAGGAACCAUCUCCAUAUUGAAGCAACAGGUGCCGGCUUUAGUCAAAUCUGUGCACAGACAAAUGAAAGAGAAGAGUAUCAAGACUCGCCAGGGAUGUUUUGCUCUCUUGACAGAACUUGUCCAAGUAUACCCAGGUGCCCUCACGCAUCACAUCCCAGUACUUAUUCCUGGCAUUCAGUUCUCACUGGGUGAUAAAAACAGCAGCAGCAACAUGAAGAUUGAUACUCUGGCCUUUGUGCACUGCCUUUUAAUCCAUCACAGUGGGGAAGUGUUUCACCCUCACAUUAGUGAGUUGCUUCCUCCAGUGGUGACAUGUGUUGCUGAUCCAUUUUAUAAGAUAACAGCCGAGGCAUUGCUCGUCUUGCAACAGAUCGUCAAGGUCAUCAGACCUCUAGACUUGGCUUCAUCAUUUGACUUCACUCCAUACACUGGUGACCUGUAUCACUGUACGCUGGCAAGAUUAAGAGCUGCAGAUCUGGACCAGGAGGUGAAGGAACGUGCUAUUGCUUGCAUGGGACAGAUCAUCUCCCACCUUGGUGAUCAUCUGCAGGGCGAACUUGGGACUUGUCUACCUAUCUUCUUGGACCGACUAAGGAACGAGAUCACACGCCUUACCACGGUUAAGGCACUCACCAAAGUGGCAGCUUCUCCUCUCAGAAUUGACCUGCGACCCAUCCUUGGCGACGCUCUGCCAGUAUUAGCCUCCUUCCUUCGCAAAAACCAGAGAGCAUUGAAGCUGGCAACACUGACACUCCUAGAUACACUAGUCACUAAUUACUCUACAGCUCUCAGUCCUCAAAUGCUUGAUAAGGUACUAGGAGAGUUGCCACCAUUAAUCAACGAGUCUGACCUUCACAUCGCUCAGCUGUGCCUCACACUUCUCACCUCCACUGCCAAGCUUCACAAAUCAUCUCUAGCAAACUUUCUCCAACUCAUCAUGCCUGAUGUUAUGGCUCUUGUUAGAUCUCCUCUACUUCAAGGGGGAGCAUUGAAAGCCAUGCAGGAUCUGUUUGAAUCUGUUGUACGUGCUGGGCUUCCUGGUCUUGGCUACCAGGACAUCCUCAACCACCUCCUUGCACCUCUCGUCUCACCUCAGGCUGCUAAUAUACACAAGCAGGCUUACCACUCCAUGGCAAAGUGUGUGGCUGCUCUGACCUUGACGCAUCCCAGUGAGGCUGUUGGUGUUGUUGACAGAUUUCUAAUGGACGUCACGAAUCCUCGGUCACCGACAGUUCAGUCCUUCUCACUUCUUGCCAUUGGAGAAAUUGGGAAACAUAUUGAUCUUAGUGGCAUCCCACAACUGAAGGAUGCUGUGGUGGCAUCAUUCAGUUCUCCUUCUGAGGAAGUCAAAUCUGCAGCUUCUUACGCCCUUGGUCACUUAAGCUGCGGCAACUUGCAGGAAUAUCUUCCGUUUGUCUUAACAGAAAUAGAGGCUAACCCCAAAAGACAAUAUCUUCUUCUACAUUCAUUAAAAGAGAUCAUCAGUCUACAAAGUAAGAGUGUGGAAGGUGUUAAGGUUCUUCAAGGUUUUGUAAGCGACAUCUGGGCGCAGCUCUUCCGACACACGGAAUGCAUCGAGGAGGGAACCCGUAAUGUUGUUGCAGAAUGUUUAGGGAAAUUAACGUUGAUUAAUCCCUCUGCUCUUCUUCCUAAAUUGCAAGAAUCAUUAAAAACAGACUCGCCAAUGAUGAGAACAACAAUUGUAACUGCAAUCAAGUUUACCAUCUCAGAUCAGCCAACGACCAUUGACAGUUUACUCCGACACUGCAUCGGUGACUUCUUGUCUACUCUUCAAGAUCCUGAUCUCAAUGUGCGACGUGUAGCCCUUGUUGCGUUUAAUUCAGCAGCCCACAACAAGCCCUCCCUUGUUCGUGAUCUUCCUGAUACCAUUCUCCCUCAACUCUACAAUGAAACUAAAGUUAGAGUACGUAUACAGUGGUCUCAGACAUGACACUUGAAUGAACUA